Xenopus laevis (African clawed frog) is the source of this 2609-nucleotide messenger RNA. RefSeq names its product chloride intracellular channel 4 L homeolog (gene clic4.L). The record is from RefSeq and is a predicted model, not a curated record. The transcript has 7 exons. Gene Ontology annotation, cellular component: plasma membrane; nucleus; cytoplasm. NCBI's taxonomy places the organism in Eukaryota, Metazoa, Chordata, Amphibia, Anura, Pipidae. The coding region runs from base 457 to 1176 and encodes 239 amino acids.
CUCUCCUCCUUUUGAGCUGCAGCCUGAGAAGUCCCGUUAUACACAAAGUCCCAUUCCCCGGCCAGGGCGCGAGAGGUGCUGCCGAGCUACAAAGGAGGUGGAGGAGGGCGCAAAGUGGAAAGUGAAACACAGAGGGAAUAAAAGUUAGAGGAGAAGCAAGAAAGUGGAGUAGGUGUGAAAAAAGAGUAGUAGUGAAGUAGAAGCAUAAAGGGCGAAGGGAAAGGAGGAGAGCCGAACAAGGAGAGGAAGGCCAAUCAGCGAGGAGGGAAGCAUUAGCCAGGGACAAGUUGGAUCUGUGUGUGUCUGUGCGAGGGAGCAGCAUGUCUGUAUCGGUGCCUCAGAACGGAGUGCAGGAGGACAAAGACAACCUCAUCGAGCUCUUUGUCAAGCCUUCAUCAGAUGUGACAACUUUGAUCACUUGAAGCCCUGAAACAUCUGCUAAGACCUGAAUAAAAAAUGAAACCCUUGCACUUUGCUGUUUAUGUGGCUGGGAGUGAUGGUGAGAGCAUUGGCAAUUGUCCUUUCUCACAAAGACUGUUCAUGAUAUUGUGGCUAAAAGGUGUUGUAUUCAAUGUGACAACUGUUGACUUGAAAAGAAAACCAGCUGAUUUGCAAAAUCUUGCACCGGGAACACACCCUCCAUUUAUAACCUACAAUCAUGAAGUGAAAACCGAUGUGAAUAAGAUUGAAGAGUUCCUGGAAGAAGUGCUUUGCCCUCCAAAAUAUCGCAAGUUAGCAGCAAAGCAUCCAGAGUCCAACACUGCCGGCAUGGACAUAUUUGCCAAAUUUUCAGCAUACAUUAAGAAUUCUCGACCAGAAAACAAUGAAGCACUUGAGAGAGGCCUUCUGAAAACCCUGCAGAAGCUUGAUGACUACCUGAAUUCCCCUCUGCCUGAUGAGAUUGAUGAGAACAGCUUGGAUGAUAUCACACAAUCUAACCGCAAGUUCUUGGAUGGGGAGGAGAUGACUUUAGCUGACUGCAACUUACUGCCUAAACUUCAUAUCAUCAAGGUGGUGACCAAAAAAUACCGGGGAUUUGAAAUCCCCAAAUCUAUGACUGGGAUCUGGCGAUACCUGAGCAAUGCAUACAGCAAGGAUGAGUUCACCAACACGUGCCCAGGAGACCGGGAGAUUGAAAUGGCUUACGCCGAUGUAGCCAAGAGGCUUGCCAAGUGAACUGUAUAUGAAGUCCACAUUGAGGCCUUAAUUUUUUUUAAAUGUUUUUUUUCACGAACAUUGUUCUUUUCUGAAGACACUUGGAGAAAAAUAACCUUUUUUUAAAAUGUUUAUUAUGUAUUAUAAAAAAUAACUUCAUCCCGUUCCAAAAACAAUCACUGUUAAAGGAAUUUCUUUGGUAAAAAAAUUUGGCCUGACAAAAUAUUUAUUGAAUUGAAAUAGUUAUCAGUGUAAAGUGUACAACCCCUUUCUGUUUGGGGUAAUGUUAAACAGCUCUUACCCUUAUAAUUCAGUUUCGUUAUUUCAAAUUUACCUUUAAAAUUAUGGAACACCACCUCUGAAGCGCUACCAGUAAAAUGCCACGCAAACCUGUAAAGUAAAAGAACAAAAAUGAGUCCAACCAACAUUAGCCUGCUCAAUAAGUCUGAAGACCUUUUCAUUGGUGAAUGAAGGGUUAAUACUGUUUGUAUAUGGUUUGGAUUGGUGCUGAAAUUUACCUUGUCCAUGGCCACUGUUAGGUCCAACAUUGACCCUGGCAUUUCAAGUACACAGAGGCCCAAACAGCCCCCCUCAGACCUAAUUAAUUGUUACUGUCUAUGCCAAUUUACAGCAGCCCCUCUGGCAUAAUACAGAUUCUGUAGAUUGGGUUUGGGUUGGCCCACCGGUCCCUGGCAGCAAGUGAGGUAUCCAAAAGACAGUUAUGGUGAGAUUUGGGGGUGAAUAUGUAUUCAUAUACUCAUUUUGUUUGGGGGUGGGAAAUAUCUAUUUUUUUAUAUUUGAUAGGAGGGCAUUUCAUUUACCCUGCCUAUAAAUCUAAUGUAUGAUUCUGCAGCUAGAAUCCAUUGCCAAAUUAUACCUACCAGCUCUCAGGAGCUUCAGUAACAGCUCAAGGAUCAUUGUAUAAUGGCCUCCACUGAGUCAUUUCCAAGUCCCAAGUAACAUUUUUUUUGCUAGUAUUGAACCCCAAAUAAAUAAAGUUCAAUAAAUUAGUGAAGCUAACAUGUUUUGGUUAAUUAAACAACAAUCAGGCCUUCCCAUGUAGAAGAAAAUAAAAUCCCCACUUAGCAAUCCAGGCAAGCAGAUCAUUGCUGAAAUAUACAGUCAUGCUGCAGAAAUGACUCUCUAGAUCAGCCUGUUAGGUUGUAUUACUGGCAGUGGCAGAACCAGCAUUACUUCCUCCUCAUUUAUUAAUAAUACACACAUUUCUUGCCAUUUAGCAUCCCUGUUAAAUAGUAUAAGAUAUAAAUCUUACUGAAUUAUAUCUAUACAGCAUGUACUAUAUACAGUAUGCUAUUAUUUUUGCUAAUUCUUGAAAAACUUUUUCCUUAUUGCUGUAAGACGGAGGCAAUAAUCUUGGUUUAACAAACCGCUUUUUUAUCAUUAUUUUCCUCCUUUUAUGUACUGUAUAUUAAUUAAAGAAGAUUUAUUUCAGA